AUGGAUGCUGGACUCAUGAGGAUGAACAAUGGAAGCUGUGACGGUGUGGAUGAUGUUCAUUGUAACACCGCUCAUCUUCACACCCUGUCUGCACGCCCUUCUGAAGCUGGUAAAGGUGUGCCCACUACCUCCCUUCCUACAUUGAGCCCUCAUGUGUCCCCUAAUAAAAUCAAUUCUAUCAACCUGCUGGUUACACCAGAAAACUUCAACACCAAACAGCCCAGCACACACUUACCUGCACCAGCCCAGAUCAGAGGUCCUAACAUGGAUACAGAUUCAGCAAAAGGCAUGUCUGCAGAUUCUCUUCCAAGCUCCAGUUUGCCUUCAACUGAACUCACCAGCCUUGAUUCUGAAAUGAACCAAAAGAUUAGCAACCUCAAUAAAACCAACAUAGACACCACUGGGGCAGGUAUAUUAUAUACAGCUGUGCCAGGACACCAUACUGAAGCAUCAACCAAAACUCAAGAUCCCAGUUCAUCUCGCAUUCCAUUAAGGAGCACCACUGUUACAGCAGGAUCAUUGAUCAGUUCACCUCUAUCUACUACAGCAUCUUCCAAUCUUAAUGAAGAGCAUCAGUCCUCAACUCAAUCCGUCAUUAUCACCUCUGAAGUGAUUCCAUCAGUGGUUCCACCAGUUCUUCUAUCCAGUCCAGCUUCUACUGUGAAAGUCCUGAUUUCUGGAUCUGCAUCAUUAGAGAACUCUCAUCAGGUUGGAGCAUCAGAACUAGAUGUUGGAGAUGAAGACUCCAAAGUGCCCUCUGCUUCUCCAUGGGAUCCUUUGCUUGCUGGCUUAAUCUCCAUGUUCAUCAUUAGCACAGCUCUGCUCUCCACCAUGCUCUUUAUCAGGUUUCGCCAACAAAACAACCAUCCUGAGUUCCAUCGAUUGCAUGAUCUGCCCAUGGAUGAUCUUCUGGAGGAUACGCCACUGUCAAGAUAUGCAUAUUAGGAGACACUUUUUGUAUUUGUGACCCUACACUUUAUGAAAAUCCUCUAAUGGAUGUAUAUUAUGGAAACUACACUGACCAAAAUAGUUUGUAAUAAUAGACAGUCUGACAAGCUGUGGUAGUCCAGACUUUGUCUUUCUGGAGUGGUACUAACGCAUACUCAGUACACUUGUAAGGGACUUGUGCACAAUAUGGCCAAAAUAAUGUGGACAUCCAUCCUAAUCAGUGAGUUCAGGUCUAUGCUUCCAGUUUUGUGACAACAGUACCGUAGAAGCUUUCCUACUCAACCCUGUUAAACUCCUUGAAUAGACUCCUUACUAGCUGGUGUAUUAGAUCUAUUGUAUUAUAUCAGUUAGAUGCUUCCAACUUUGUGGCAAGUGGAGGAACUCAACUCUAAUGAACCCUCCUUUGGCAAAUAUAGAACACCAAUUGCAACCUAGACUUACUCACAUAACAUUGGUGCCUGAUGUCCAAAUUACUCUUUGAAUGAAAAAACACAAAUUUCCACAAUACCUUGUGGUAAUCAUUCCCAAAGGAGUUUUGGUAUAUGAUGUCUAACCAGCUCAUGGCCCGGUGUCCACAUACUGUUGGCCAUGUAGCGCACAUGUAUCUUUCAAGUGUAAUUCUGGGUAGAGAUAUUUUUUUUAAGUCCUAAACAGAGGAUUAGGGUCAAGAACUAGCCAAUAGAUUUGUGUUUGUUGUUGUGUUAUUUGUAUAUAGGAACUGAAAUGAUGAAGACAUUUUAAUGUAACAUACACUAAAUGGCCAAAAGUAUGUGGACAGCCUUGUAAUUAUUGAGCUCUGAUGUCUGAGCCAUAUAAAUUCCUAACCUUAUCUUUGGGGCCACAGUUGGGUAAGGCCCUUUUCCAGUUGCCAUGGUUUGACACGUUUGGUAAAAAGGAACCCCAAAGUUCUAAUCUCAACCCCAUCAUUGGAAUAAAAACACACUCCAAAAUCAUGUUGAAAGCUUUGAGUCUUGAGUGGAGGCUGUUAGGACUACAAAGAAAGGGUCAACUCCAUAUUAAUGCGCACAUUUUUGGAAUGGGAUGUCAAACAUGCUCGUGGUCAGAUGUCCACUUACUUUUGGCCACAUGGUGUGUACUUUUUCUACGCUGCUUUCUAUGGUUUGCAUAGUGCCUACUCUACUUUUGUGCCAAAUGUUUUAUAUUGUGCACUACCCUUAGGGGUCAUUUGAUCAGGAACACCACUAUUAUUGUGUAGGACCCUUUUUGUGUUAGAACAGCCUCAAUUCUUUGUGCUGUCGAUUCCUUAAGGUAUUAAAAACCUUUCCUUGAGAUUCAGGUGUUUGGUACAAUGAAUACAUCAGAGAACUGCUGCACAUUCAUGCUGCAAAUUUAUCGAUCUGCCAAGUCACAAAGGUGCUUUGUCAGAUCAAGAUCUGGUGACUGGGGAGGCCACUGAACGUAUUGUUUGUUAAUGGAAAUAAUUUAAGAAGACUUCCAUGACAUUGUGCAUUAUUAUUCUGGAUUGUGGCCAUUAAAGGAUACACUUAUACACCAAUACUUCGAUAGGCUGUGGAAUUCAAACCAUGCUUUACUAGUAAAGGUCUCAACAGAUGUGCCAAACAUUCCCCACACCAUUACACCACAACCAGCAGCAUAAACUAUUGACAAAAGGCAGGUUGGGACUAUGGAUUCAAGCUAUUUAUGCCAAAUUCUGACUCUACCAUCUGCAUGAUGGCCAGAAUUUCAGAAAUUUGUCCAGUGUUGGUGACUUUGUGCCCACUGCAGCCAAAGUAAAACCGGAUUGAAUCAAAUCUUGAUGCAUCUGACGAACUGGUGCAUUCUGAGAGGCUUUUAUACUUACCAUCAUUGUCAAUAGUGGUUAUCUGUGUUACCGUAGCCUUGACCUCUGACCUCUUUUAUUAACAAAGCAUUCUCGCUGUCAGAACUGCCGCUCACUGGAUGUUUUUUUGUUUUGUUUUGUUUUUGCAACCAUUCUGUGUAAACAUGUGUAUAGGUGUUCCUAAUAAAGUUUAUAUUGUAUGACUAGUAAAGAAACAA
Messenger RNA from Trichomycterus rosablanca, 2967 nucleotides. RefSeq lists its product as uncharacterized. Bases 1 to 945 code for a protein of 314 amino acids. The record is from RefSeq and is a predicted model, not a curated record. NCBI's taxonomy places the organism in Eukaryota, Metazoa, Chordata, Actinopteri, Siluriformes, Trichomycteridae. The transcript is spliced from 8 exons.